UGAGGUCUUUAGCUGUCAGAUGUCAUGAAACCUGCCAUACGGAAGGGUGUGGAAGGGUCACACAAACAGUGUGAAAUACAAAAACAUGCUAAGUUCUAAAAUUAACAUGGGGAUAAGAUGGUCGUUUAUGCGUUUUGUUGUAACUAGGGACAAGGGAACGGCUACAGAUCCAGUUCAGCAGUUAUUUGUUGACAAAAUACGAGAGUAUGCAAAAAGGUCCGCUGAUGGUAAAUUAGUAGAUCCCAGUCCAAGUAUCCUGAAAGAAAUGAAGAAAGAACUCGAGAAGUUAGAACAGCAAUUAGGAGGUGGUGCUGGUGUGGAUAUGACCACAUUUCCAACUUUUAAAUUUGAUGAUGUAAAGGUAGAUCCUAUUGAUGAAUUGGCUCCUGACAAAGUCGCAGUAAAGCAGAAGAAAGGCGGAGACAAAAAAAAGAAGAAGUGA
Spodoptera littoralis (African cotton leafworm) is the source of this 442-nucleotide messenger RNA. NCBI's taxonomy places the organism in Eukaryota, Metazoa, Arthropoda, Insecta, Lepidoptera, Noctuidae. The record is from the annotation of a GenBank genome assembly.